AUGAGCGUCACCGUCGCCAAGUCCUUCUACGACCUGAGCGCCACCUCCUUGCAGGGGGAGAAGGUGGAUUUUAACGUUUUCCGGGGCCGCGUGGUCCUCAUCGAGAACGUGGCGUCGCUCUGAGGGACCACGGUGCGGGAUUACACCCAGCUCAACCAGCUGCAAGCCCGCUAUCCCCGCCGGCUGGUCGUGCUGGGCUUCCCUUGCAACCAGUUUGGCUACCAGGAGAACGGCACCAACGAGGAGAUCCUCAACUGCCUGAAGCACGUGCGGCCGGGGGGCGGCUUCGAACCCAACUUCACGCUUUUCCAGAAGUGCCAGGUGAACGGGCAGGACACCCACCCCGUCUUCGCACCCCACUUCCCCGCGCCGGCGGACGAGGCGGCACCCCUGAGGGCCGAGCCUCGCUUCCUCACCUGGAGCCCUGUCCGGCGUUCCGACAUCUCCUGGAACUUCGAGAAGUUCCUGGUGGGUCCUGAAGGGGAACCUUUCCGACGCUACAGC
This is a messenger RNA of Pterocles gutturalis (yellow-throated sandgrouse), 504 nucleotides long. RefSeq names its product glutathione peroxidase 2-like. Gene Ontology annotation, biological process: response to oxidative stress. NCBI's taxonomy places the organism in Eukaryota, Metazoa, Chordata, Aves, Pterocliformes, Pteroclidae. Gene Ontology annotation, molecular function: glutathione peroxidase activity. The record is from RefSeq and is a predicted model, not a curated record.